AGCACAAGAUACCAUUUAUUUCCUUGACCUCUAUUAUAAAUUAUAAGAACAGUGGUGUGAAAACAAAUCCUUGUAUCAUUAGCAAUGGUAAGCUUUCACUUCAGGCCAUGGUUAUAUAGCCAAUAAGGCUUUGAUUUCCAAUCAAUCAAACUUUCUUUCUAGGUAGGAUCAUUUACCGAUAUUGUAUAAAUAUAUUGUUUCAACAUUUUAAAUUUCGCGGCGGAAAUGAUAUCUUUAAGUACAUACGUUGUUUUGAUAUUUAAGAUAGGAAUGGUUUUUUAUCUACUAGAGCGCUCUCAAACACCUGCCCAAGCUUAUCAACAGCCAAACAUGGAUAACAGUAGUUCACCUACACUUGCUAAUUAUGAUAAACAAUGGAAAAAUAAUGCAAUUUUACCUAAUGAUACCAUCCCUUCUCAUUAUAAUUUAUUUUUGAAUCCUGACUUGCAAAAUGGUACAUUUAGUGGAGAAGUUGACAUUACUGUUAAUGUCACUAAACAAAGACAUUAUUUACUACUGCAUAUACAUGAAUUGGAAAUAAUUAAGACUUCGGUUUACAAUGAAGCUGGAUCGGAAAUUGAAAUAUAUGAUUCAUUCAGCUAUCCUGAAAACCAGUAUUGGGUAAUUCUUUUGAAAGAAAAUGUUAACCCUGGAAAGUAUGUUAUCAAGAUUCAGUUUAAUGGAUCGUUAACUGGUAAAAUAGUUGGCUUCUAUAGAAGUACUUAUAUUGCUGAAGAUGGGAGUAAAAGAUAUAUUGCCACAACCAAGUUUGAACCUACUUAUGCUAGAAAAGCAUUUCCCUGCUUUGAUGAACCUAGAUACAAAGCAUCAUUUACUGUCCACAUUACUAGGCCAUCAGACAAUAAAUAUAUUGCUUUAUCAAAUAUGAAUCAAGUUAAUGAAGAGCCUGAUGUACCAUCUGUUGGUCUUACUAAAGUUUCUUUUGCACCUUCGCCACCCAUGUCAACUUACCUAGCCUGCUUUAUCGUCUGUGAUUUCGAACACUUAGAAUCUGUUCGCACUGACCAAGGAAUUCCUAUAACUUUGUAUGCCCGUGCUAGUCAGCUAAAUAACACAAAAUUUUCUAGAGAUAUAGCCCAACAAGUCAUGAAUCACUUUGUUAAAUAUUUUGACAUUGAAUACCCUCUUCCAAAAAUUGACUUAAUAGCCAUUCCUGAUUUUGUUUCUGGUGCAAUGGAAAAUUGGGGGUUGAUUACUUUUCGUGAAACAAGUGUACUCGUUGCUCCUGACGAUAGUAUUUCUAAUCAACAGGUUUGUGCAGAUACUGUCACUCACGAACUGGCACAUAUGUGGUUUGGGGAUUUAGUUACAAUGGCUUGGUGGGAUGAUCUAUGGCUAAAUGAGGGAUUUGCUACAUUUUUGAGCCAAAAAUUUGUCGGAAUAGUAAAAGAAAACCUUUUUUCACCAAUGAAAUUUGUGAUCAACCAAGUACAAUCUGUGUUGGAAGAUGAUGCUGCACUUUCAUCUCAUCCGAUCAUACAGCCAGUUAACCAUCCAGAUCAGAUUACAGAAAUAUUUGAUAUAAUAUCAUAUAGUAAGGGUUCAUCAGUACUUCGUAUGUUUGAGAGCUAUUCACCUCAAGCAUUCCAAACAGCAGUUUCUAAAUAUUUAAAAAAAUUCACAUAUAAGAAUGCUGUAACUGAUGACCUUUGGGAAGAGUUAGAAAAAGAAUAUAAUAUCAACAACAUGAGAUCCAUGCUUAAUACGUGGACCAAACAAAUGGGUUAUCCUCUUGUUAAUGUUAAGAAGGAAGGAGACAGUAUUAUUCUUACUCAAAGCAGAUUUUUGUCAAACUCGGAAGCCACUUAUGAUCCGAAGCAAUCUCCUUAUGGUUACAAAUGGGAUAUUCCUGUUACAUAUAUCACAUCUAUCAAUCCUUCUGAAAUAAAGAAAGUUGUCUUUCCUAAAGAAAAUGAAUCCUUAACUAUUAAUCUUGGUUCGGGAGUAGAAUGGUACAAAGUCAACUCAGAACAGUGUGGUUUUUAUCGCGUCAAUUAUACAGAUGAAUGGCUAAAAUUCCUCCCUUUACUGGAUUCACAGGUCCUCAGCCACCCAAUAGAUCGUGCUAAUCUGUUAGAUGAUUCUUUCAGCCUUGCAAAAGCUGGUUAUCUAAGUUAUGAAGUUCCUUUUCAUCUUGUCAGCUAUUUGAAAAAUGGAUCAGAAUCUCAUUAUGUUCCAUGGGCUGUUGCGUCUAAACAUUUUUAUAGAUACAAAAAUAUAUUACAUGGCACCCCUGCUUACUCAGAUUUAAUGAAAUUUGGCAUCUCUUUGAUUCCGUCAUCUUUACUGUCAGACAUUUGGGAAGUUAAAAGUACAGCUUCGAACUUGGAAAAGCAGUUCAAGAUAACAUUAUUAUCAUUUGCAUGCAGACUGGAAAUUCCAGAAGUAAUGGUUAAAGCAAAUGAAAUCUUUACUGCCUGGUUGAAUGGGGAAACAGGAAAACCUCACCAUCUCAUUCGGAAUCUUAUUUACAAAUAUGGUGUUAGAGGAGCAAAUGAAGAAGCUAAUAGACAAAAAUUAUGGGAGCUAUACCUGAAGGAGUUGGACCCCAUUGAUAAAAGUGAUUACAUGGCAGCGAUAGCUUCUGUAUCAAAUCCUCAAAUUAUUUCAAGGUUGCUAGAGCUUAUAAAGAAUGAAGAUAAUGUUCGGUCUCAGGAUUAUUUUAUUUUCCUUGACUACAUGUGCUUGACAUCUCCAGCAGGCGGCGCAUUUAUUUGGGAAUAUUUAAGGAAUAAUUGGGAUUAUUUUGUGAAGAGAUUUACUUUGAAUGAUAGAGCUUUAGGCCGUGUAUUGCCUAAGUGUACAGCUUACUUUUCUACAGAAGAAAGAUUAAAAGAGGUUGAAGAUUUUAUUAAAAAGUAUCCUGAUGCCGGAGCAGGGGCGGCCGGAAGGAAGAAAGCUGUUGAAUCCAUCAAAAAUAAUAUUAAAUGGAGGAAACAGCACUAUCAGAAUGUUUCUGACAUUUUGAAAAAACUCGCCAUAUAGUAUUUAUAAGUUGUAAAUAUAUUUCUUUUUUUACUUCAAAACAAAAGAUUAAUUUCUAAGUUAUUUUCUUAUUGAGUAUUUUGUCAUACGAGAAAUAUUAUUUUUUCUGCAAUUAUAAUCCCAUCUAUAAAUUAUAACCUCUCAUAUGAUCAUGAGCAUAUAGGGGUGGGUCAAUUUACAAAAAUUGUCAAUUUCGGAUUCCUAUUAAGUAAUGCCUAAAAUAUAUUUGAAAUUAAUUGUAUUUCUUUAUUUUGAUAAUAAAAAGUUGUGUUAUAAUUUGUAUCAAUAAAGGUUCUACUUAUUUUCUUUUAUUAUUG
Messenger RNA from Nezara viridula (southern green stink bug), 3323 nucleotides. NCBI's taxonomy places the organism in Eukaryota, Metazoa, Arthropoda, Insecta, Hemiptera, Pentatomidae. The record is from the annotation of a GenBank genome assembly.